AUGGUCGAAGAACGACAACCAACAUACGAGAAUUCUGAUGGCAUUGAGUUGAGAGUUCCUUUUUUGUAUCGCCCGCAGACGCCACAUCAUAUUAAAACCACCACAUUUAUAUAUUCUCUCCAAUCUCAUGGCAUGACGAGACAAGGCAAAGAAGGGAAAACGAAACGUUUGAAGAACAGUAAAAAGAAGCUUAUAAAUGUAUCAUCACCAACAGCUAGCUAG
Molecule: messenger RNA, 222 nt
Organism: Clunio marinus
Lineage: Eukaryota; Metazoa; Arthropoda; Insecta; Diptera; Chironomidae
Source: the annotation of a GenBank genome assembly